CUGGUGAAGCUCCGCGGCUCUCCCACGGGGAAACCAUGCUAGUCUCAUUUUGGUAGUUUACUGCCCUGAAACUCAGGCUGCAAUUCUCCAUCUCAUGCCCGCAUCCCCCCUCGGAACAACCAGUGACGCCAUCCGACUUCGCCCAUAGAAACUCGGGAGAGGCUCUGUAGCCCAUGGAGUUUCAAAAUGGAUGAUACCAGACUUGAGGAAUUUGUGCGACAGCUGUCUGAUCUUGAAGUCGCGCUUUUCCUCUCUCUGGUCGCGCGAGAACAUUGCCUCAUUGAGACUACUGGUGACCUUAUUGACGACCUUGCCAAAGAAUUAGCCUUGAUAACCUCACGCACCUUUGAUCUAUCAUAUUCCAUUUUUGAUUGUUCCACGGAAACCUCCAUUGAGGACUUCUAUGAUGAGAUUCUCACAGCGGAUGCCCGCAAGGGACAGGAACGGCCGUCUUAUUUCAGAUUGAAGACUGGAUCUUCGAGUAAUCUUUCGACAUCCAUGACACCACGGGUGCGCGAUCAGAGCAGGUCUCCAGCCCCGAGAAGCACAGCCGACGGAAUCAAUGUUGUCAACAUUGUCAUUGCCAAGAGCUUCAAUCUCGUCGAUGAUGACAUUCAGGUUCAAGCUCUACAGGUCAGUCUCUGGUCGUCGAUGAUGGAACGGUACUCACCAUCUUCACAGUUAAUGCGUACCCGAAAGUUAGCCACUGGGCCGGGAAUGUUAAACGCACCCACAGACUUCCUUUUCAUACCAGUAGUGGUACGAGAGACCGAUCAACUUGAUCCACCAUUGAAUACUCAUUUAAAUGAGCAUCUUCUCGUCUCUCAUUUCUACAGCUGGGUAGAUGGCUUUGUGUAUCUCGAGGAAGAUGAAUGGCUAUCCGACAGCCAACUGUCGGCUUCAUCGGUAAUCCACAAGCCAAAGCAUCGGCAGAAGAAAACCGUAAAUGUCGAUGAAACGAUGAUGGAUAAGCUACGAGAAGCCAGUGAAGCCGUCACUACAAGCGCAGAAGUAGUGCGAUACAUGCAAGACAUCGUUGUGUUCUUACGUCUGAGCCGCGCCGUUGGUGGUGGGAUUUCUGCCAAGGCAAAUUUCCAGCUCGCACGGUUUGCAAAAUUUCUUGCGCCAUUACACGGCAUCGAUUAUCUUACACCGUCUAUCGUCGCUCUCGCCGCAAGAAAGGUAUUCCGACACCGUAUUACCGUCACGGCUCCUGGUCAAGAUCGAAGUUUACAGUAUGGGAGUGAUAUGCUGGCUGUUUCCCAUGUUCUGGCAGAUGUCACACCGGAUUCAAUCUUGGAUGGCAUUUUGGAGCUGGAGCCUCCCAUUUGAUGAACACGCCAUGCGAGCGUUCUCGUUCUUGAGUUUCAUUGUAUUAUUUAAAAUUGGCAUUCAAAAUACCCCUGUAGCUAAUAGAUACUUUUUCUCACCGAAAAAAUUGUGAAUUGGAG
Messenger RNA from Penicillium brasilianum, 1451 nucleotides. Lineage: Eukaryota; Fungi; Ascomycota; Eurotiomycetes; Eurotiales; Aspergillaceae. The record is from the annotation of a GenBank genome assembly.